Molecule: messenger RNA, 3222 nt
Organism: Oncorhynchus keta (chum salmon)
Lineage: Eukaryota; Metazoa; Chordata; Actinopteri; Salmoniformes; Salmonidae
Gene: lrrc40
Product: leucine rich repeat containing 40
Exons: 15
Coding region: 139-1941 (600 amino acids)
Molecular function (GO): protein binding
Source: RefSeq, a predicted model, not a curated record
GGCUUAUGAAAUGCUUGGCUCCUAAAUUUAGUUUUCUAUCGGCUUUUUAUAAAUACAUAGCGAGCUGGCUAGCUAACAUUAUUGGCAUAACUAACAAGCUGGUUAGACAAAGUUAGUGGCACUAACAACAUAUGAACAAUGUCACGCUUUAAAAGAGGUGCCAAAGUGGAUUCUAGAGCAGGAUUUAGAACAGAAAAAGAGGAACCGGGUGCUGUUCCUUAUGGAUUGUUGAAAACCGCCAGAAAAAGCGGGCAGCUCAAUUUGUCUGGGCGAGGGCUGACUGAAGUCCCACAAAGUGUCUGGAGGCUGAACUUAGACACACCUGAGGAGGCCAAACAGAACUUGUCCUUUGGGGCAGAUGAUCGCUGGUGGGACCAGACAGAUCUGACCAAGCUGCUUCUCUCUUCAAACAAGCUGGAAGCUCUGCCAGAGGAUGUCAAGCUGUUGCCAGCCCUUACUGUUUUGGAUGUCCAUGAUAAUCAGCUUACCUCAUUACCCACAUCUAUUGGAGAGUUGCAACAUCUUCAGAAACUCAGUCUGAGUCACAAUAAACUGAAAGAGUUUCCGGAGGAGAUAUGGAGUCUGAAGAACCUCACCUGUCUCCAGCUGCAGCAGAAUCUACUGGAGCACCUGCCAGAGGGAGUGGGAUUGCUCACUAACCUGGAUGAUUUCGAUCUUUCCAACAACCAGCUAACUGCCGUCCCUGACAGUCUGGGCAACUUGAACCAUCUGGUGAAGCUGAACCUCUCCCACAACAAGCUGAAGAGCCUCCCCUCAGGAAUCAGUGUCAUGAAAAAUUUGAGACUGCUGGACUGCACACACAAUCAGCUUGAGAGCAUACCUCCUGUCUUGUCUCAAAUGGCGUCUUUAGAGCAGCUCUAUCUGAGACACAACAAACUGCGCUUUCUUCCUGAACUGCCCUCCUCAAGGCUCAAGGAGCUGCAUGUUGGUAAUAACCAGAUUCAGGUGCUGGAGGCAGAGCACCUGAAACACCUGAGCACUCUGAGUGUAUUGGAGCUGAGGGACAACAAGGUGAAGACUCUCCCUGAGGAAAUCAAACUACUCCAAGGCCUGGAGCGCCUAGACCUAGUCAACAAUGACAUCAGCAGUCUGCCAGCUGCCCUUGCCCUCCUGCCCAAGCUGAAGAUCCUGACUCUAGAGGGCAACCCUCUGAGAGGCAUCCGCAGAGACCUCUUGACUAAAGGAACCAAUGAAUUGCUGAAGUACUUGAGGGGUCGAAUAAAAGAGGAUUCAGAUGGCAAAGGAGAUGAGCCUGACACUGCCAUGACUCUGCCCAGUCAGGCGAAGAUCAACGUGCACACCAUUAAAACACGGAAGACAUUGGACUACAGUGAGAAGCAGAUGGCAUGUGUUCCUGAUGAUGUGUUUGAUGCUGUGGGAAGUGAGCCUGUUGCCAGUGUCAACUUCAGCAAGAACCAGCUGGCUGCAGUACCUCCCAGGGUUGUGGAGUUGAAGGACUCUGUUUCUGACAUCAACCUGGGGUUUAACAAGCUGACCAGCCUCCCCUUGGAGUUUUGCAUGCUGCAGCAGCUGGCACACAUAGACCUCAGAAACAAUCUUUUGACAUCUCUACCAAUGGAAAUUGAGGCCCUAAUGAAACUGCGGAGCAUCACACUGUCAUUCAACAGGUUUAAGUUGUUCCCAGAGGUGCUGUACCGGGUUCCUAGCCUGGAGACCAUUCUUAUCAGUAAUAACCAAGUGGGAGCCAUUAACCCACUGCAGCUCAAAGCUCUGGACAGGCUGUCUACUCUGGACCUGCAGAACAAUGACAUCAUGCAGGUGCCACCUGAACUGGGCAACUGUACGAGCCUGAGAGCCCUCAUGCUGGAUGGAAAUCCUUUCCGCAACCCCAGAGCAGCCAUUGUAUCCAGAGGAACUGAUGCUGUCCUGGAGUACCUACGAAGCAGGAUCCCUACAUAGUCAACUGCAUUAGAGCCAAACGAGAUACAACACACCAAAUGAGAUACAACACACACAACUACAACACACCAAGUGAGAUACAACACACACAACUACAACACACCAAGUGAGAUACAACACACACAACUACAACACACCAAGUGAGAUACAACACACACAACUACAACACACCAAGUGAGAUACAACACACACAACUACAACACACCAAGUGAGAUACAACACACACAACUACAACACACCAAGUGAGAUACAACACACACAACUACAACACACCAAGUGAGAUACAACACACACAACUACAACACACCAAGUGAGAUACAACACACCAAGUGAGAUACAACACACACAACUACAACACACCAAGUGAGAUACAACACACACAACUACAACACACCAAGUGAGAUACAACACACACAACUACAACACACCAAGUGAGAUACAACACACACAACUACAACACACCAAGUGAGAUACAACACACACAACUACAACACACCAAGUGAGAUACAACACACACAACUACAACACACCAAGUGAGAUACAACACACACAACUACAACACACCAAGUGAGAGAACUACAACACACCAAGUGAGAUACAACACACACAACUACAACACACCAAAUGAGAAAGUACCAUUUUAUGAUUAAUCAGUGUUUGUUUUUGGCUUGAAACUAACUGCCAUUAUUCUGUGAAAGUGUUCCAUGACAUUCGAGCCUGAUGAUUUGAAGUGUACUUUCUCUUGUUUGAUCUAAGAUAUAAAGUUUGAAUGAUUACUACUGGGAGACUGCUGUAACAAUGUUUACAAGAUCUUCUACCAAUGGCAAUAUUUGAAUUGCAUUCCAAGCUGAAAAGCCUGUCUUAGUGUGGGUUCUUUUUCUCAAUAUAUGGAAAAACAAUAGCAAUUCCACUAAGCUUAUUCUUUAGGAAAGUUUUGCAUUCAAUGUUUAACAUAAUGUAUGGCAAUUGCAAGAUAAUCUGACACUUCUACUGAUUUGGCCUUGGCCUGUUUGAUACUCUGAUCCAAACGAGACAUUUUAAAAUGUUAUAUCAUUCUCAAGAAUUCAUUUGUAAUGACAUUGAGAUAUGUUGUUACACUAUCUAAUAACCUGAAAAAAAAACAUCUGUGUUCUUCAGUCGCUUUUUAUGUGUGACAGAAGAACUUGCAUGCACUCUCAUUGUAUUCAUGAAAACUGAGUAAGACAAUUGAACCAUGUCUGUUUCAAUGACUCCAACAACAAUAAUGAUUUAAUUCCAACCACAUUAAAUGUGUACAAGGCA